Messenger RNA from Mangifera indica (mango), 2523 nucleotides. RefSeq names its product protein WVD2-like 7. The coding region runs from base 292 to 2169 and encodes 625 amino acids. NCBI's taxonomy places the organism in Eukaryota, Viridiplantae, Streptophyta, Magnoliopsida, Sapindales, Anacardiaceae. The record is from RefSeq and is a predicted model, not a curated record. The transcript is spliced from 10 exons.
AAUGCCUCUCAAAACCCCGUAAUUUACUCAUCAAACGGCUCUUAAUUGGACCAGAAUUUACACAAGGACAACACUGUUGAGUGUCUGACUUAAACAAGACAAAAGCAGAACAACCGGCACAUGAAAUGAAGUCAAAACUGAUCCCAAAGCCUCAUCCCUUUACAACAUCCAAACCCAGAAAGCAAAAUCUGAUCUGUAAGUGAAGAAAGUGAGAUAUAAGCCUCUAGAAAGUGGUGAUUUAAGUUGAGAAUGGUUGAGGCUUAUUGAUUGAAUUUUAGAGAGAAAGUUACAAUGGCGGGUGAGAUUGAAGAGUCUUUCAGCCUUAGUUUUCAGACAAAUUCUUUGCACUCUGGUUCUAUAUCAUUUGGAAGAUUUGAAAACGAACCCUUAUCUUGGGAGAGGAGAUCAUCAUUUUCACACAAUAAGUAUCUUGAAGAGGUUGAGAAAUGCUCAAAACCGGGGUCAGUCAUUGAAAAGAAAGCUUAUUUUGAGGCUCACUUCAAGCGGAAGGCUCUUCUGCUUCAGGGUUUAACUGAGUGCCAAAAUGCAAAUGAAGACCAAAUUGGCGAAAAUGAUACCUUUAAGAAUGAGGGUUAUAGGGAUGGAUACGAAAAUGCGACAGAAGGUAGCCAUUUUGAUCAAUAUGAUAACAAUGCCUUUGAGAAUGCGGAUGUGCACUAUUCAGAAGAUCUUAAUGGAAAUGAAGAGAGCCACGACUAUCACUUUGAGGGGAGCAUCUUGGAGACUGCAAAUUGGAGACAGGAAUUUGACUACGGAAAUGAAAUGUCUUGUUUUGCAAAUGAAACUAGCCACUUUGAUGAGAGCCUGGAGGUGUCAGAAUAUCAUGGAGAGCUUGAUGUAAUGGAAUGCGAAAGAGAGGGUCCUUCAGUUUUGUCUGCUAAUUCUCCAAUGGGAGCUGCUUCGGCCAAUGCUGAGGAAACUGUUUGUCAGAAGUCGCUUCCAAGUAAUGAUGCAGUUGAUGCAAAUAAAUCAUCUAAAGCCAUCAAGUUAUCUCCAAAGGGUGGAACCAUUGGGAGAGUUGGUAAACAUGGUUCGGAAAAUGAGAAAAAUCUUUCUUCAAAGUCCAGGAUUCCUGUGGAAAGUAAAUCCGUUAAGCCUAAACUGAAAUCUCAGAGCCCCAUCCAAAAACACAUUUCUCUCCAGACUUCAAAAACUGCUGCAAGGAACCAGAAUGGAAUGGAAAAACAGAGCCCAGGAAGAAUGAAACUAGAAAAGCAGACAUUACAAAAAUCCACUCCAGCAAGGCAUUCAUUACAGAGAUCUCCAAUGAGACAGGACUCAGAAAGUUCAGCUACAAAACCAAAGGCUGAGAAUAAGAGCAGUGAAAAAGAUCUGAUGAGAGUCAAGAAAGUAGUUGAAUCUCAACCUUCUGCAUCAAAGAAGAUUGAUCCUAGAGGUCGCCAAACGCCAAAUAGGCUUAAGCAGACUCCUACUGAUUUGAGUAAGCCAGUCAUGAGUCCAAGUGCUGCAGCUUUCAGUUUCAAAAGUGACAAAUGGGCAGAAAGGAGAAAAGAGUUAUACACUAAGUUGGAUGAGAAAAUGCGGGCUAAGGAGGCCGAAAUGAAUCAGAUACAAGCAAAAACACAGGAAAAGACACAAGCUGAGAUUAGACGAUCCCAGAAAAGCCUUGAUUUCAAUGCAACACCGAUGCCUUCUUUCUAUCAAGUCACUGCACUGCCUGGAUCUGAUGGAAACAAGGCACCGGCUAAAAUUCAACGUAAUUCGACAAGUCCAGGGGCUAAAAGUAGUAGAAAAUCAUCAGUACUUUCCAAGGCCAGAACAGACAGAGGCCUUGCCAUGAGUGAGUCUGUAAACACUGCUGAUAAACCUGAUUCACCAGAAGCAUCAAAGACCUCUACAACCAAGCUCUCUGAAGUCUCUUCAGCUCCAGCAAGCCUUAGCAGCAUUCAUCAGAAAGCCAGAAUGAAAAAUGGGGACACAGAGAGGAAACAGCAAGAGAAGAAUCCAAGUUUGCAGAAAUAUCGAGUAUCAGUGACCAGCAAGUCGCCAAAAGACUGCAAAAGUGAGGUGAAACCAAAAGUUGGUUCUCAAAGAAAUAGCAAUGAACUGACGAGGAAGAGUAUGAAAGGCAUUGGCAUUGGCAGCAGAUCCGGAAUAGGUCGUCUACCAGUCGGAGUAGCUUCUUGAGCAAAGCAAACCUAUCCAAUGAUUGCAAUGUCAGCGCAAUCCAAUGACUACUAAACAAAAGUAAUCGCAAAUGCAAAGCUUUGUCGGUGAGUAACAAAAUAUUUUGCAUGUUUGUUUGAGCAUCAAAUUAUGAGAAAUCUUUUGAGGGUUGAAUUUCAUGCUUGUAACUUGGUUUGUUCAAGUAUUGUAUGUAUGCAAAAUGCAAUGCAACAUGUAGCUGUUUAGAGAAUAAAGGGUGGCAUUUGAGAUAGAAAUCAGUCCUCCCCAGGGAAGCUGUAAUUUAUUGAGUCACUCUUUAUCAUGUAUAAUAACAUAUCCUUGAAACAAAAUAUGUUAUUGUAAUGGCUUGUACAA